UGUAUUUAUAUUCCAGUAGGAGGAGUGGGGGUAAAGCACUUUUGUGGUCGUAAUAUGCACAUACUGUAUGUUCAGAUUUUCAAUUCGCUCAGAGAACGCCUCAGUGCAAUUUAACGACGCCCGAAAAUCUUUAUCUUGCACAGCACAGAGAAAAGUGGCGAAAAGCGUCUUUUAUUACAGAUAACUGCUUUUUUCGUGCACUUCAAGGCUAGUGGGGGAGCUGUGGCAGUAUGGAGUAAUGCUACUUUUUGUGUUGUUUUAUCUACAAUAUUUAAAGUUCGAGAUAAUAGUUUGUAAAUAAAGUUUCUUAGUUUUCAACCUCCAGUAUUACAACAAACGGAACAGUCGCAAAAUUAACUCCUAUUAAUCGGUGCAACAGCUCUGUCGAAAGUUAUUUGUGCAAAGUUGUUCAUAAAUCAUAUGACUGGUUGACGCCUGAAGAUUACGUUUCAAGCGGAUGAAAAACUUGGCGUUUGUAAAAUCUUUAAAAACAUGGAGUCUGUAAAGCGGCAUAGCUUUUUUCGCUUGUGCUCGAGUGUUAUUUUUCUGCUUUGGGAUUAUUCUGUUGCGGCUGAUUGCCCUGCAGAUGGACACACCUGGGUUCCUUUUGAAAACAGUUGUUAUUAUUUUGUUCAUGGACAAGAUGACAUUGCAAAGAGCUACACAAUUGAAGAUGCAAAACAUAUCUGCAAGGAAUAUGGUCUUCUGAGCAUCAACACUAUUGAAGAGAAUAAUUUCAUUGUUAAAUACAGCUCCUUUGUGUGGAAAGACCAAAUAAAUGUGUGGUUGGGCAUGUUCUAUGAUAGUGACAGUGAUUCUCUGAAGUGGUUUGAUAAAACGGAUGUAGUUUUAAACAACUGGGACAAUAGCUCCACAGACCUGGCUUUGAUUGAUGUCUGUGCGGCCUUACACACCAGCUCAGGGAAGUGGGUGAAAGUGAGCUGUGAGGACGACCCUGAACACGGUGUUGUCUGUGAAAGCACUCAGAGUAACAGUAAAGAUAAUCGACCUCUGUUCUCGGCACUAGUUAUUCUGAGUGUUCUGAUCAUUAUCGGGAUAUCAGCUGUGGUCUGGUUCUUGCAUCAGAAAAAUUACUUCAGCUCCACUUCGUUUACAUCAUUUGAGUACCACCCUCCAUUUAGAUCACCGUCUGGCGAUGAGACUUCUUUAGUGGAAGCAGAAGAAAAAGAAUACACGGCGUAAAUGAACAAUCACCCAAGAAGCUGGAAGUCCUUAUUAAAAAGGGUUUAAUAAUUAAUCAGCUCUGGAAAUUGUUCUUCUGGGAACAGUUAGAACAACCACUACAGGGAGCAAUUCCCUUACACAAGACACACAUUUUAGUGGAAUUUACGACCACCCAUUCCUCAUUAUUUUGCUCUUUUAGUGAGAUAUAAUGAGAAACUUUGUGCACAGAAUAAGAAGGCUGCUGCUGGCUUCUGUUUGUCACACUUGGCUGUGGUUCGUGAUUGUUAAGUGACAUUAUGACUUCCGAUGUACAAAAGGAAUAUUCCUCAUUAUAACAUUGAAGAACUAUUUUAACAUCUUUUAAAAGCAUUUUUUUCCCAAAUGCCGUUUGGAAUCCCAAGUAUCCAAUUUAUAUUUUGAUACUCCGCUGUGUUCUGUAUCUUUUUAAUCACUGUGCUGUCAAUUGCACUUGUUUAUUGUAGUCUGCUGGUCUUUUCUGAUUUUGCCUCUCCACCUCAAGCAUUUUGCAUAAGCUGUGCCAAAGAACAAAAAACAGUGAUUACUACCAGUGCAAACUGUUUGUAACACAACGUAGCAAGUCAAUGUAAAAUUACCUUAAAUAAAAAUUUAUUUAGGUUGAAAUGUU
Messenger RNA from Lepisosteus oculatus (spotted gar), 1831 nucleotides. RefSeq names its product CD302 antigen-like. NCBI's taxonomy places the organism in Eukaryota, Metazoa, Chordata, Actinopteri, Semionotiformes, Lepisosteidae. The record is from RefSeq and is a predicted model, not a curated record.